Acyrthosiphon pisum (pea aphid) is the source of this 2185-nucleotide messenger RNA. Its product is annotated as G1/S-specific cyclin-D2. Lineage: Eukaryota; Metazoa; Arthropoda; Insecta; Hemiptera; Aphididae. The transcript has 4 exons. The coding region runs from base 386 to 1261 and encodes 291 amino acids. The record is from RefSeq and is a predicted model, not a curated record.
AGUAAUCACUAAUCAGUAGUCUCGUUGCCAUCGUCUCGUGCGCACGCUUUGGCCAGACUUCGAUCAUCCAUCCACUCGCACGGUGUGCUUAUAAAUAAAUAAAAUAUAUAUUAUUUUGUAAAACACGCCGACCACUUGGAGAAAUUAGAAUCCGACCAAAUCAGUUGUGACAAUAGUAUCUACCGUCGGUAAUAAGCCUUUGUCGUGUCCGCGUAACCAAAAUUCAUUUUGUUUUCGUGGUGAACGUGUAUACGAUCUUUUUUUUUAUAAACCUUCCGAAAACGUUGAUAACGUAAUCGCGACAACGACAACAGUUGGUGUUCUCGUUGGUAGGCUGAACCGAACUAUUUUACGGUGAAACCUGUGUCGACUACUCUCGCACACGAUGAACCUGAUGUGCACAGAGUCGCAGACAGCGUCCGAGGAUAGGUGUUUCGCCGAGGACCGGACCAUUUUCCGCGACGAGCGGGCUGUCAAAAAGCUGUUGGAAACCGAGUCGCAGUACGUGCCCGGGUGCGAUUACAUGGCCCACUCGCAUUCCAACCUGCAGCCUUUCAUGAGACGAGUGGUGGCCACGUGGAUGUUGGACGUAUGCGAAGAACAAAGAUGUGAAGAUCAAGUGUUUCCAUUAUCUGUAAACUUUCUAGACAGAUUUUUAUGCGCCUGUGACAUAUCCAAAACACACUUACAACUCACUGGUGCAGUGUGUCUGUUAUUAGCAUCAAAAGUGCGACAAUGUACGGCGCUUUCUAUUGAACUCUUAUGCUACUAUACUGAAAAUAGCGUCACUCCAGAAGAGAUGAGGGAAUGGGAGUUGUUAGUUAUUUCUAAAUUGGAAUGGAGAAUUGUAGCAGUCACCAGUUUCGAUUACGUGGAUCAUAUUAUGGAACAAAUUAAGUGGAAAAGACGAAAUGAUUCGAUGCUCAGGAGGCAUAUGUUGACGCUCAUCUCCUUCUGUUAUAUCGAACCCGAUUUCAUAGAGAAAAAACCGUCGGUGAUGGCGGCGUCGUGUAUGCUGUCGGCCAUCCGCGGCAUCGACCCGUCAGCGGCCGCCGAGGUGGCCGCCGAGCUGUGCGUGCUGUUGUCGUGCACCGCGGCCGAAGUGGACGAACAAGUGUCGCUCAUCGACGCGCUGGUGGCCAGUACGACGGCUGCGGUCACGCCGGAAAAGUCGGAGAACAACAAUCCCGCGUCUGAGCCGCCCGUCAAGAAGCCGUACCGCGUGCAGGAUUGCGGUUUGCACGGCGGCGGUCGUCGGUAGUGCGGUGACGACGUUACAAAUAUGUGCGUUACAUGACGUCUGCGCGGCGACGAAUGCAAGUAAAUAAGGAACGCGAUUCUCGCGUGCGCCCGUCCGCCCGCACCGUCAACUGACUUAUGACGACAUUUUUACUAUUUUGACAUUUUCCCCCCCGAGAUCCACUUGCCGCAAAGAUAAGCUGGCGUGGAUGGUAAGUCGGGUUCUCCAUUUGUCGCAACAUAAUUAUUGUAAGAUAAUAUAAAUUUUGUUUUGUUUCUACCUCAUGUGAAAUAAUAAAUUAUACAAUAUUAUUAUUAUAACGUGCUGCUGUAGGUAUGUGUUAUAUAAUUUUUCCUUUUUUUUAAUUUUUUAAUUAUUUACUUCCCCGAUUCCAAAAAAAUAUUGAUUUUUUUAUUAUUAUUAUUAUUAUUAUUAUUACUUGUUUUUUUCUUUUAUUCGACAAUCUUAUUGUAGUAAAUGAAUUUUUCAUCUUUGGUUUUAUUAUGAUAUAAUAUUAUUACCUAUUUUUCGUCUAUAGCGAUAUCUUUGUGGCCAUCGUGGCCACCACCACAAGCGAGGUCCGCUAUUUUAUUUUGUUAAUUAAAAUAUUAUUAUUAUUAUUAUUAUUAUUAUUAUUACAUACGUAGGCUAUAAUAUCAUUAUAUAAUUAGUUAUAUUUAAUAUUAUUAAAAGAAAAUGUGAUAAAUAGUUUUAGGUAUUAUUAUAAUAUGUCUGCAGGAGCUUAUAUUUUAGCUUCAUAGGGUUAAGUGAUUAUUAUCAAUAUGAUAACAUUAUUCUUCUAUCUUUAGUGUUUUAAGUUAUACAUCCCUUAUUGUUUAUUUUAUUUAAUUAUUAGUUAUUUUAUGUAUGAUCUCUCAUCUUUAUAUGUAUUUAAACAAUAUGGAAAACGUUGUUUCAUUAAAAAAAAAAAAAACCAAAAAAAAA